Procambarus clarkii (red swamp crayfish) is the source of this 1107-nucleotide messenger RNA. The record is from RefSeq and is a predicted model, not a curated record. NCBI's taxonomy places the organism in Eukaryota, Metazoa, Arthropoda, Malacostraca, Decapoda, Cambaridae.
GAAGGGCUGUCUUACGCCCUGCUACGGAGCGAGGAAGGGCUGUCUUACGCCCUGCUCCGGAGCAAGGAAGGGCUGUCUUACGCCCUGCUCCGGGGCGAGGAAGGGCUGUCUUACGCCUUGCUCCGGAGCAAGGAAGGGCUGUCUUACGCCCUGCUCCGGGGCGAGGAAGGGCUGUCUUACGCCCUGCUACGGAGCGAGGAAGGGCUGUCUUACGCCCUGCUACGGAGCGAGGAAGGGCUGUCUUACGCCUUGCUCCGGGGCGAGGAAGGGCUGUCUUACGCCUUGCUCCGGGGCGAGGAAGGGCUGUCUUACGCCUUGCUCCGGAGCAAGGAAGGGCUGUCUUACGCCCUGCUCCAGGGCGAGGAAGGGCUGUCUUACGCCCUGCUCCGGGGCGAGGAAGGGCUGUCUUACGCCCUGCUACGGAGCGAGGAAGGGCUGUCUUACGCCUUGCUCCGGGGCGAGGAAGGGCUGUCUUACGCCUUGCUCCGGGGCGAGGAAGGGCUGUCUUGCGCCUUGCUCCGGAGCGAGGAAGGGCUGUCUUACGCCCUGCUCCGGAGCGAGGAAGGGCUGUCUUACGCCCUGCUCCGGAGCAAGGAAGGGCUGUCUUACGCCCUGCUCCGGGGCGAGGAAGGGCUGUCUUACGCCCUGCUCCGGGGCGAGGAAGGGCUGUCUUACGCCCUGCUACGGAGCGAGGAAGGGCUGUCUUACGCCCUGCUACGGAGCGAGGAAGGGCUGUCUUACGCCUUGCUCCGGGGCGAGGAAGGGCUGUCUUACGCCUUGCUCCGGGGCGAGGAAGGGCUGUCUUACGCCCUGCUCCGGAGCAAGGAAGGGCUGUCUUACGCCCUGCUCCGGGGCGAGGAAGGGCUGUCUUACGCCCUGCUCCGGGGCGAGGAAGGGCUGUCUUACGCCCUGCUCCGGGGCGGGGAAGGGCUGUCUUACGCCUUGCUCCGGAGCAAGGAAGGGCUGUCUUACGCCCUGCUCCGGGGCGAGGAAGGGCUGUCUUACGCCCUGCUCCGGAGCGAGGAAGGGCUGUCUUACGCCCUGCUCCGGAGCGAGGAAGGGCUGUCUUACGCCCUGUCAAAUCAAGAUUAUAAUAUUGAUGAGUAA